CGGCGCAAACGCGCCUCGCGGAAGGCCACGGAGCAACACUUGUCAGCGCCCCGUGCAACGGCUCCGAGACAGAAUCGUCGCUGCCGCAGCUACAACCGUGCAAGCAUGAACCACCCUCUUCGUUCCUGCUGGGCGUCCGAGCCCAAGACACCGAUGUGCCUGCACGCGGCAGCUGCCGGAGCAGACGAUGCGUGUUGACCUUGCGUUUACCAACGCUUGCUUCUUGUAAGCUUGGCGUGGCGGGUACAGCUCCGGUACGCGUAGCCCAAAGCAACUGGCUUGCGGUAGCGAGCGCGCCAAGAAUCAAAAACACGACCUCCUUACGACUGCCGAACGACGACUGUGUCGGAGCGCCGGCGGCGUCCGGCUGUCCACCGCUGCCGCCUGCGCUGCUGGAUUGUCUCUAUUUUGCUUGAUUCCUCGGUCAACUUGUGAGUGCCCGUCGUAUCCCCGAUAACGAAGGAGCUCUCCUAGCAGCGGCAUUAGCUUCGCUCGGGCUUACCUGGGGAUACGGCGAUGUAACUGCCAGUCGCCGUUACGCUGGAGCAGACAGUUUGUGCUGGGGCGCAAAAUAGCAUCUACGCAGUGCAAGGCGCCGUCGCUUCAGUGAUUUCGAUGGCUCCGUUCACUACCUCAAGCAAGGUUUCUGAAGACUCACUGGCACGUCACAGCUCCACAGAUAGCCUUCGCGGCCUGCCCUUAAGCCUGAGAGGGCAGCUGAGGGUCUUCGUUGUCGUGGCUUCCAAUACCUCCCACUCGUCAGAACCGCUGGCCGGCUAGCCACGGUUUCUUGCAGCUGUCAUCCACCUCGAAGAUCUGAAAUUUGUGCGUGUGCCAGUGAAUGUGUUUGUGCUAGCACCAGCGUACAAAUAAGUGCCACUUCUAUAAGCUUACGUCAGUGACCGCUGUGUGAUCUUGAUGUUAAGCCGUCGCAACGAGACGCCGGCACGGUGACCUUGAAGCGGAAAGGAAUUGCAGAAUUCUUGCGUCGCGUCGCAUUCUAUUUACCGUUUCGAUAAUACGCUACUGAAGCUCGAAACAGUGCAAGAUCAGUUCGCUCACAGCACAGCCAUUCGGCAGAGAUUUGACCAAUCCGCCGCCCGACUUGUGGAUGGAGGCCACCUUCGCAUGAAGGCCACGGCAAUCCGUGGGAACGGCGAUUGCGGCAGCGAUUCGCCUAUCGAAUUGUGCCGCCUUCUUCAUCUGCGUGACACUUGAAGAAGCCGUUAUCGGAGCGAGCAGGGAAGCAAAGCGGGGGGAGCUUUUCUUCGCAUAGUCGCCGCGUCAAAAGAAUCGGGAGCCGCAAGGAACGGUCACACGGAUCGCCGGACCUCACGGAUCGUCGUUUCUCGGCGUGUUCGACCUGUGUCUCACGGAGUUUGUGCUUGCUUUUCGUGCGUCAGAGCUGCUAGAGCCGAGCAGCAGUACGGCAGCGGUGCCGUGCCAUUGUGCGUGCCGGGCGCCGCGCGGCGCCCGGUGCGACAUCGCCGCCGCCACCGGAGUGUCCCGUGUCCGGGAGGAUGAGCGUUGGUGAGGUGUGCCACAAGUAUGGGAUGCACGCAGAGCGCAAUCCAGCGCAGGGCCGGAGGCCGCGCGGGCCGCGGCGGCCCCGCGACGCCCGUACCCACGGCGGGAGUGCCUCCGCCGCCGACCAGGUCUGCCUCGGACCUCUCGGCGGCCGCCAACAAUUCGGCGUCCAACAACCGGUGCCGCGCUCCACCGAGCGCCUCCGAGUCUCAGCCGCAGCAUCGCAACUCGCGGCCCCAGUGUCUCGAGGGCGCCAGACCCCUUUUCCGCCGCGCCACCAACUGGGAGGUCGUCACCGACCGGAACGUACCGCUGUUCGCAAUGCUGGACGGCGCGCCCGACGACGGAAGGAAAGGAACCGUGGCGCUCAAGUUUGGGUCCAUGUACCUCGCAGUUCCUUCAGUAAAAGUGAUGUUUGUGUUCGGCAAGGAGGACGCGCAGUACAAUGCGCUCAAGUGGGCGGCCGACAAGAUGCACUACGAGUGCUCGCUGAGCUCUACCUCAGAGACGGCCAUUGAGAACUACCUCAACGGACAGCCCCACCUGGUGUUCGUCGACGCGCGAAGCAAGAGCACCAUCGACCCAGUGGCUCUGUGCAGAACGCUUCGCGGUUUCAGGGGUAGCCAGUUCACGUGCAUCAUCGCUGUCGUAAAGAAAGGGUUGGCCGAUAAGGAGGAAGCAGCUGUCAUCCCGCUGCUGAAAUGCGGUUACAACAGGUGGUUCACGGAGACGUGCUCUCUCGGCGUGUGUCUGAACGAGAUGAUCCAGAUUGAGCACAACGACCUGAUCAACCUGUGGAAGCUCAGGGCCUCCGAGGCACUCUUCUCUGCUCUGCACUAUGCACGGGACGGCGUCAUCGUCACCGGUGCCGCGCACGAAAUUCAGUACAUGAACCGGGCUGCCGAGAAGCUGGUGGGCUACUCUGUGGAGGAGAUGCUGGGCGUGGACGCCCAGGAGCUCCACCGCACCGACUCGCUGAAGACGGAAGUGGCCACCACCAUCUGCACGCAGCUCAAGAAAGGAAAGGAGUGGGAGGGCACCUUGUUCCACAAGCGGAAGUCCGGAGAGUGCAUCCCCAUGUGGAGCAAGAUCGCCCCCGUCGAAAUUCACACUGGGAAGUCGGAUCACGUGGUAUACAUUAAGGAAUGCCCUUUCUUCAUGGAAAAGCCCUUCUCGCCCGAUGCCGAUUUCCUGUCUUUUACUCUUAACUCGAGCAUGAAAAGCUCUAGAAAGGCAUCUUGUGAUGUUCGUUCCUUGUGCAGUGAGGUUGGAAUGAAUAGACGACAAUCAUUCGCAAAAUUUCAUGCAAUGACGCUGGAGGCCCCCAUAACAAAGGUCAUCAACAUGCUGGUGUCGACGCAAGAGAACAGUUCGGCCAUGGUGGCUCAGGCAUUGGACCGCGUCAUCGAAAUCCUUCGCUCCACGGAGCUCUACAAUCCGCAGCUGGGGGUCGGCCAGGGCAAGUCCGAGGACCAGAUGACGUCGGACCUGGUCACCGGACUAAUCAACACGGGCCAGAAACCAACGGGCGUGCGACGGCUGUCCCACGAGACUUCGCUGAUGAAAGUGAACGUUGUGAACGCAACGGCUUCGAGUGGCGUGCUCCCCAGCCUGCAGACGGCUCCUCCCAAGAUCAAGGACUUGCUGGAGAACGACGUCAAGUGGGAGUUCGACAUCAUCGAGCUGGAGACACUCACGGGACGGCGGCCUCUCAUCUGGCUAGGCCUGUCGAUCUUCUCGAAACUCAACGUGCACACCAGCCUCGAAUGCGACGACGCCACCAUACGCAAUUGGCUGCAGCUGGUGGAGUCUCACUAUCUGGACAACCCCUACCAUAACUCUACGCACGCCGGUGACGUCAUGCAGGCCACCGCCUACUUCCUGCUGAAAUUGCGGAAAAAGGACAUCUUCGAUCCGCUGGACGAGGCAAUCUGCCUCAUAUCUGCGGUGGUACACGACAUCGACCACCCCGGAAAGUCGAGCGCGUUCCUCUGCAACUCGGACCACGAGCUUGCCAUCCUCUACAAUGACCGCUCUGUCCUGGAGAGUCACCACGCGGCAUUCGCGUUCAAGUUGACGCUGUCGGACGAGAAAGUCAACAUCUUCCAAAAGUUGGAUCGUGACGUGUAUCGCUCGGUACGCCUGUCCAUCAUCGACAUGGUACUGGCCACUGAGAUGACGAAACACUUCGAGCACCUCUCCAAGUUCCUCAACGCGUUCCAGAAGCCCAUGCAGGAGGAGGAAGGCUUCGAGGCGGAGCCCUUACAAGAGCAUGGAGAGUCUGCCUCACUGCGCUCUGCCGAAAACAUCAUCCUCAUCAAGCGCAUGCUCAUCAAGUGCUCCGACGUGUCAAACCCGGCGCGCCCCAUCAACCUGUGCAUUCAGUGGGCGCACCGAAUCGCCGAAGAGUACUGCGCUCAGACGGACGAAGAGAAGCGUCUCGGUCUGACGGUGGUGAUGCCUGCUUUCGACCGCGCCACCUGCAGCAUCCCAAACUCACAGACGGGUUUCAUCAACUACUUUGUGCGCGACAUGUUCAGGGCCUGGUCAGACUUCGGCGAGUUCCCGGAGCUCAUGGAGUACAUCGAGAAGAACUACAUUUACUGGAAAGACAAGGAGCCGUCAUCUUGUCAGCAAGGGAAUCGCUAAUGGCUCGUCACCAGUUCACCUAAAGCGCAGAAGUGGCUUCAAUCAUCUUCACUGUUUGGGAAAGGGAGGGGAGUGGAAUGGGAGAGUGAGUGCGGGAGAGAUGCACACGAACACAUUGAAGAAAGGAAGCUGCUGUGCUGCUUCGAGGACGCUGUCAAACAGUGUGGACUUAAAGCGGCGAUGCGGGAAUGGCUGGCGGUAUUAGUCGGAAGAAACGUCGUCAAAGCGCCCUGCGAGGCUAGUAGUGUCUACGGUGCCAAUCGCUGCUUCGACCUGUGCACGCGGUGCGUGGCGCGGCAACAGCGGAGUGCGCGCUUGUACCGCGGUGAUGUGUGUCAGAGGUGAAAACAGCAACUCAAGUGGCGCCCGUGACGUUGACAAGCAGUGUCGCAAGUAGCCGAACGAGCCAACGGUGCGUUGGCACAGACGACGGUGAUCGCAAAAGGCUUUGUCCCGAUAGAGUGCGUGGCCUUCCCGGCGGGACCUUGAAUUUUCCUUGUUUGCACUCUUCCACGAACUGUUUGUUGUCGCUGCUUUUGCUUAACUCUCAUUAACAAAGGGGUGGGCGACGGGGAGAUGCAGGAUAACGGUUAGCUGAAAGGUAGGUAUGUGUAAAAAAAUGAAGAAAAUGAUAUAUGUUUGUCUCAACAUCCCCAGCAUCAGCCGCACCGCUUGUGACAAGUGUUUUAUCGCAGUCAAAAAGCAGCUAGCCUGCAAAGUGUCUCACCUAAGCGUAUUCAUUUGCACACUGUUGUGUCCUAUUCUCAAGAGCAACUCUGCUGUCUUCCUUUUUUUUCUUGUCUGCUUCUGCGAGAAAUGAUGCUUGUACGUAAGUGAACCGCGGGAGUGGAGCCAUUGCCAUGAUCCCACUCGUAUGAACGUUGAAACGUGAGGCGUGUGCGUGUGAAGGCAGGCUGCGUGCUAAACGUCAUUUCCGCUGCUGGGCAGCUAGUAAGCAUUCUGGCUCUGGAGGUGUAAAUUAUGGUGGACAUUGGCGUUUACUAAUGUUGCGCCGAAGCCGGUGCGCUUCACUCUACUUGUGGAAGUGCCGGCAGCUUCUGGUGCGACUACAGGCACCUUGCAUUACGCCUGUGGUUGUACUCUCGGAAUUUUCAUGUUCCACAUUAUUUCAUGUUGACUAGUCGAAAAAGCAUUCUACAGACAGCGGCAUUAGCAAGGUGCGUCGAUGAUUUGGUUUAGCGCAGUCAGCACAGUAUACAGCGAGAAAAAUUGGGCGACAGGCUCGCGAGCGCUGGCGAAGAGCUCCCGGGAAUUUUGGUGUUUGUUGAGGGUUUCAAGCGCGCCGAGUACGCCUUACGUAAAGUUAAAAGCUAGAAUAUGUAGACGUCGGAGAAUGCGCGCAUAGGGCACAGCAAGCUUGGCCAGCUAUCGCAGGGGUGUCAUCGUGUACGCACAGCUUAUUGUACGCACACACUUCAUCGUGUUGAUGGCAACAUUGAAGCAGCGGGAUCUGGCAGUCGGUCGUCGACAAUAAAGUAGGCAAAUUAAAAGAGCUUGUGACGCGCAACAAUCGGCGAAUGGUCUCGUAAGAACACCGUCUGUGGUGAUUGCACGUACACUUUCGGCUGUCCAAAGUAGCAGCAUAAAAUUUCAGAUAGUUGAAGGACGACGGCAGCAAUUUCAUCCUGCAUUAAGCAUGUGCAACUGGUAAGUUGUACUACAAGAGAGCUAAUUACUUUGGACUCAUGAAUGACUAGUGACCUAUACUCCGAUUGUAUAGAGUGAAUUGGUUUAAAUUUUACAAGAGGGUUAAUAUCACGCAAGCUUGUACAAGCUAGUACAACACUAGUCAUUCUCGCAUUAUCAUUCAGAAGGUUACAUAAGCCAAAUGAAGAUCCUCACUACACGAACACGCUGCACACCCUCCUGGUGAAAGGAAAUCGGCACACAAGAAAGUUGAGGUAAUUUAUGGUCUUCAGUCUGCACUCGAUUCCCACUCUUCGAGCAGGGGAAUUCCACUUCACUGAUCGUGGGAAUCGUGGAAACUGUAGGCAUCACGUUUAAAUCUUUUUAUUCCCAUUGCACACGUUCUGAUCGCGAUUUCGGCAGCAGCAUGCAGCUAAAUCGGCAAAUUUAUGCUAACACUACUGGAGGCACUAGCCUUCAAGAUUUGAGGAAACACCCGCAAUACGUGUACACGUAGACGGCUCUAGAAUAGCCAGUCACCUGCCUCCUCCCAACGCUUCUGGGUUGCCACCAAUCGCGUCAUUGUGAGAGUCACAGGGGCUGUUACCGGAGCCGAGGUUUCGUGAAAACAGUUAUUUUCAGAGCACAUAUCAAAAGCAAGUAUGAAAGAGAAACAGCGCGCGCUCUUUGAGAUACUAGUCCUCCUGACCACACUUUUCUGUCCGUGCCAAAGAAGUGCCCCUGUAUAGCGACUGCGAAUCCAUUGUUUUACCAGUGUUCAUUGCUCAAGCAAGAAGAGUCCUCCACGCCCAUCCGUUGUUCACGUCGCUGACUGCGUCUCAUGCACGAAAACAGAAAGUGUGUUGUGUCAGGGUAAUGUCACCCGAUUUUGUCACACGCAUGCACUCUACUGCGAUGGUGUAGCCACCGCUUCCUAACCACUGUUGCCCUCUAGUGAGUGAAAUUAACGGGAAACGGUACACCGCUUUGUGUCGUCAUGUUGGUAUGACACCUUAAUAUUGUCUCAUCUUCCCCUCAAGGUUCUCAACGGCUCGUGGAGUUACUGAGUGCUGCAGCUAGCAGGAAUGCAAUGCUGUCGAAUUCACUAUGAAAGCCCUUCGGCGAACGAACAAUUAAGAAUGCCUUCAUAACCAGCAAAGCGAACUGCCGAAGGUAAUAUGUAUAACCGGAUUGCAUUUCACAUAGGAAGGCGCAUGAGGUUAAAUGUUCCUGCCAAAAUAGCCUUCGCUAAUAACUAUGACCGAUCCUCAAAUGACGAAGGCUUCCAGUGUACCGUAGACGUCUGCGCUGAGCGUAUACUUAAUUCAGAGCUUGUUACGCACUGCAUAAAUCCACGGCAGAGCAGUAAAUGUGAUUCCGUUGUACGGCUAAGCAUUCGGUGAUCUGAAUGAAAAUAAUUCACAGACGUAGCUCUUGAGUCAAGUGCGUUCGUGCUGCACUAAAACUGCGCAGCAGUUUCUUCUUUUUUUUCCAUUGGAGAUGUUCACAGAAAGUUCGAUCAUAGUCAAUUCGAGAAUCUUAGGACGCGCGCAGUACCUGAACUGUGCAAACUAGUUUGCGCGGUUCGGAUACUGCGCGCGUCCAGGUAUUCUUUCGGACGUGUUUUCACGGGAAGACCGGAAGUGUUGUUCGAGUGAACCUGCGAUGCCAAUCGUGAUGCUGCUCGUCCUAAAGAAUGAUGUGUUUUCUGCGCGUUAUUCCUCAAGACGGUCGAUGUCAACACGCAGGCAUCAAUAUUUGGUAUACGACAGAUACAAGACCUGCGGCAAGAGCACUCAGUAACAGCACGAAGUUCAGAGGUCGUAGGCGCGUGUUCGCGUACGCCGAACGUAAUGCACUAAAUGUGCGCGUCAUAAACAGCUAAGUGCGUGUGAGUUUGAGUGUGCGCGUGCGUGCGUGAGUAUAUUGUAAGUGCCAACCAACCACUCGUCAUUUCCCAAUAAAAAUGUUGCCAAAGCGGAACCUCCCGUUUUUUCAUUUUUCGU
This is a messenger RNA of Rhipicephalus sanguineus (brown dog tick), 7829 nucleotides long. RefSeq names its product high affinity cAMP-specific and IBMX-insensitive 3',5'-cyclic phosphodiesterase 8B. The transcript has 19 exons. Gene Ontology annotation, molecular function: 3',5'-cyclic-nucleotide phosphodiesterase activity. Bases 1549 to 4176 code for a protein of 875 amino acids. The record is from RefSeq and is a predicted model, not a curated record. Gene Ontology annotation, biological process: signal transduction; positive regulation of ERK1 and ERK2 cascade. NCBI's taxonomy places the organism in Eukaryota, Metazoa, Arthropoda, Arachnida, Ixodida, Ixodidae.